AUAUUUACCAAUAUCAUUAUUCGCGUAGUGUAUAUUUUCUUUGCCAAUAUUUACAUUUUACAUACAAUUACAUAUUUAUUUAUCUAUGAAAUUACGCGUUUGUGGUGAAAUUGAAAGCACCAAAGCAGUAAAAUCUUGCUUUGUUUUGUUUGAUGCCCAGAUUAUUUUAAUUUACGUAACAUGUACUAAGACGUAGUGGUUAUUUACUUUUUACUUUCAUAUAACUGGAAGUGCUGGAAGAAAUCCAAUCCAUUGCAGCUGUAAAAGCUACCUAAAAAUAAAAAAGUACUGGCUAACAGCGGCAGCAUCACUACAAACCAAACAUUUCAGAAAAUAAGCUGUAUCUGUAAUCUUGCCUUACACAGUCUACAAUGAUCAAGAAAUCAUCCAUAUAUUUGAGAUUUAACUGAUUCGGUUUAGCACAAACAUAAAGAAGACAACUGGAAAAAAAAUUGAAAUGACGUACUUUAACAAAAUAUGCCGUGCUUGUUUAACUGCGAAAGAAUCUUUCAAGUAUUUUCUAUUCGACAAUGUUUCACCAAACAUGUACUCGUAUUGCACAUCAGUAGAAGUCCAACAGAAUGAAGACUUGCCUAAAACUGUAUGUGAAAGUUGUUAUGAACUUCUUAUAAAACUUUUCGAUUUCAAACAAACUUGUAUUAAAUCCCAAAAUACAUUAUUAGAAUGUAAAAAAUCAGUAAAAACAGAAAAUAAUGUUUUCAUAACUGUAGAAGUAGACUCACACAUUGUAGCUAGUGAAGAUGAGUAUGGCAAUGAAUUUGAAAUGAGCAAUGUUAAAGCUGAACAGGCUGAAGUUGGACCAUGCAACAACUGUAUGGUUACAAAUUAGUUGUAAUAGGCAUUUUUUGCGAGUACAUACCUACUAUUUAGCUAUAAAGCAGGAUAAGACAUAUAGUGUGACAGUAUUUCAAUAUGUCGAAUUUAGCAAUGCAGAAGUAAGGGUUUUAAAAAAGAGGAUAUUCAAUUGGUGCCGCCACACAGAGAUCUAAGAGAAGAGAGGGAAGUUGCCGAUAUAUAAUUGGCACCAGCUGCUGAUAUCGAAGUUGAGCAUGUUCAGAUACGAUCAGACGAAGAUAAGGAUAUUUUUAACAUAGGUACGCCAGAUGCUGCCAGUGCUGACACAGUACCUAAUUCGCCUUCUUCUUUAGACAGCAGUCCAAGCCGUUUGUCAACAGCCUUAAAUUUAGAAUUAAUGUCACAGACUCCGAAAAAGAUGAAACUUGUCCCUUGAUAACACAAACAUUAGCUCAGAUGAGUUGCUUUAAUUUUGUUUCAGUUUCUAACUGUUUUCUUAUUCUCAAUUAUAAUAACAUUGCAGUGCUGCUAAGCAUGAAAAUAUUGUUUUAUUUUUGUCAUAGUGCCAUUCAUCACGAGAGGCGGGCAACAUACCGGCCGUGUAUGUACGAGGGGUGGACGAAGUACUGGGCUCCUACUUACGGGGUUGGGCAAGCACGAGGCGGAUUGUUUUUCGUUACUCCUCGUAACCUAAAACAGUUAAAGCAAAUAUCGUUUGAUUGUUUUUCUUUCUUGUAUUUAUUUCCUAUAUAGGUCACCAAGUACAAGAUACAAUUUUGAGAUGGUGGUACCUUCACUUGCGCAAUUCAUUGAAUGUGGUGGAAGCAGAUCCAGCUCGCCCUGCACAAGACCAAAUUUUGAAAUGGCGGUGCCUUCACCUGCGCAAUUCAUAGAAUGUGGUGGAAGCAGAUCCAGCACGCCUUGCACUAUUCAAUUAGAGACCAUUCCACCAAAAAAGCGUCGUAUUUUAAGAUAUUGAAAUUGAAGAUAUUCUGAAUUUUGAUGAAUUUGCCAGUGAUAAAAAGGAAAUCGGUAAUACUAAUGAAUUACAAAUAAAGGAUGAAUUAUCUUGUGAUAACUCAACAAAGAAAAAAAUAUCAAAAAGAUUAAAAAAGUUAGCCACGCCCAACCUACUGGUUGUUAAGUCAGUGUCAAAAAUAAAUUUAUCCACAUCAAAGAAACCAAAAAUAUUUUCAUGUCAGUUGUGCAAGAAAAAUUUUAGCUUCCGCGAACGGUUCGAAGCACACAAAUUGGAGCAUGAGGGUAAGGAAGCACCAAUUUAUUGUGCACCAUGCGAUAAGACCUUCAUGACAUGGAGUGGUCUGUGGCGGCAUAACGAGAGCGAACAUACUCGCGUCAGCCUCGGCAGCCUAAAGUGCCGCAUUUGUGGCAAGACGUCAAAAAACAAGCACACUCUGCGCAUGCACGAGAAAUCGCACGCGAAACGUAGUCCAUGUGUUUGCGACAUUUGUGGGAAAACGUUUGUCUCCACCACUGUACUAAAGGCUCAUUUGGAAACCCACGAGGAAAACAGGGAGCGAAGGUACGAGUGCGAUCAGUGUGACAAGAAAUUCUUUUCAAACACAGUCUUACUGUCUCAUAUAUCAAAAUGUCAUAGAGGUAGAAGAUUCAUAUGCCAAAUAUGCACGUUUUCUUUCUCAGAGAAGAGUAACUUAGUAAGACAUUUGCGAUUACAUGAAGGAAAGAAGCUGUUUAAAUGCGAUCUGUGUGAAAAAUCCUACGUGGCUAGUUCGUCACUAAUCGAACAUAAAAGAAUGCACUCUGGAGAACGACCUUUCUCUUGUAUUUAUUGUCCUAAAACUUUCUCCGCUAAAAAGAGACUCAACGAUCAUCAUAGAAUCCAUACAGGUGAAAAACCGCAUAGAUGCGGCGUGUGCAGUCAGAGUUUCACUCAACGAGGAACUCUAAAUAGGCAUAUGAAAGUACACGGGAAAUUCUCUUUGGCUCUCAAUUAGAUUGAAAUUCAGUAUUACAAUUAAAUCGAAUUUAAUAUUUAUAUAUGAGCUGGGCACAGACCUGCUUUCACAUAUAAUAUAUAUGUGGGUAGGUCUGUGCCGAGCUGUGGGACCUAAAUAGGAUAUAAGCUGUAACUAACUGACUGCUAGUUUUAAUAGAAGUGUCCUGCUUAUUCAAAAUAAAAAAGCUAUGUAC
Molecule: messenger RNA, 2988 nt
Organism: Parnassius mnemosyne (clouded apollo)
Lineage: Eukaryota; Metazoa; Arthropoda; Insecta; Lepidoptera; Papilionidae
Source: the annotation of a GenBank genome assembly